CUCUCUCAAUCCUGCAUUACUUUUCCUCCAUUUCUAUUGCAGAGGAGCUGAACAGCUAAGCAUGACAGUACCUUAACGCGUACAUAAAUACACCAGAUACCCAUAUACUCUCUCUCUCUCUCUCUCCUAUCUUCUCUUUAACCGUCUCUUCUCUCUCUCUCCUUCUGCCAAUUGUCAACUCCAAAAAUCAUUCUCCGAAUCUACCCCAAAGAAAAGAAUACAUCAACCCAAAAUUCACGCCCCCCUUCGCCUCUUCCAUUUUACUAUCUUCUAAAUCUAUCUAUAUACAACAAUCCCAAGUACCAUUCCAUCGCCAAAUUUAGCAUUACGUACACAUAUACGUACACACACAGAGAGAGAUAUAAAUAGGUGGUGGUUGUUGGGGGGAAUGAGGUUGAAGGAGGAAACCGAGUUUUUUGAGGAAGAGGAGGAGAGAGAACAAACCAUGGUGGCGCACAAGUUUUCUUUGCAGCCGAUGAUGAAAGGGGUCGUGGUUGGUUACGCCCUGACGUCGAAAAAGAUUAAGAGCUUUUUGCAACCCAAGCUUGAGCGUCUGGCUAGGAACAAGGGGAUAUUGUUCGUUGCUAUUGACCAACACAGGCCCCUUUCAGACCAAGGCCCUUUUGACAUUGUUCUACACAAGUUAUCGGGAAAGGAGUGGCGUCAGAUUCUUGAGGAUUAUCGGCAAACACAUCCUGAAGUUACAGUUCUUGAUCCACCAGAUGCCAUACAGCAAGUCCACAAUCGUCAGUUCAUGCUUCAGGAAGUUGCCGAUCUGAACUUGUCUGAUGCAUAUGGCACAGUUGGUGUUCCGAGGCAGUUGGUCAUAAAAAAAGACCCAGCGUCCAUCCCGGAUGCAGUUAACAAAGCUGGGUUGAGGCUACCACUUGUUGCAAAGCCUUUGGUUGUCGAUGGAAGUGCAAAAUCACAUGAACUGUCACUUGCUUAUGAUCAAUACUCCCUCCGGAUACUUGAACCUCCACUUGUUCUUCAAGAGUUUGUCAAUCAUGGGGGCGUUCUCUUCAAGGUUUACGUCGUUGGGGAAGCUAUUAAGGUUGUGAGGCGAUUCUCUUUGCCUGACGUUAGCAAACGUGAGCUAUCAACAAAUGCUGGUGUAUUCCGCUUUCCAAGGGUUUCUUGUGCUGCAGCAUCUGCUGAUGAUGCAGAUCUGGACCCAGGAAUUGGUGAGCUUCCACCACGACCUUUGCUUGAGAGACUUGCCAAGGAACUUCGUCGCCGACUGGGCCUUCGGCUAUUCAACCUAGAUAUAAUCAGAGAGCAUGGGACCCGAGACCGCUUCUAUGUUAUCGACAUCAACUAUUUCCCUGGGUAUGGGAAAAUGCCAGAAUAUGAGCACAUAUUCACGGAUUUCCUCCUCAGCCUGGUGCAAAGCAAGUACAAGAAACGUGCUGGUAAACCAGUUGAAGAGCCUGUGCGGUAGGGAAAAAGGUGCCAUAAUAUCAUGUGUUGCUCAUCAUGCUGACAAGUACAUGCAGGAGAGCUUCCCAUGCAUAUUUGGGAUCCCCUACGGUAUUGUCACUGCAAUAGAGUUUAACCACCAAGUUCGGAGGAUCCUCUACUACGCCUAGGGCACUGGAAUGUGUAUAGGUGUGUGCUUCCUUCGUCUACUUCUAAUCUAGUGAGUAGCGGGUGGAAUGUGUAUGCAAACGUGCAGCAAAUCACAAUCCAUCACUCCCUUCAGAAUCUCCCAUCGUUAAAAACAGUUCCUAGUUAAUAAUUUGUAGCUCCUAAUAAUUUGUUUUCUUUCUCCAUUCUAGUACUUCCUUUGUUGUGUAUUUCUUGCUUUGUGGUUUGUGCUGUUGGUGAAUUCACACAGCCUCAUUUUUUUUCAGAUAGCUCACACAUUCUUUGUCUCGCUUAGAAGUGACAUUGUGUAUAUAUUUGCAAUUUGGAUGGUGUU
Messenger RNA from Rhododendron vialii, 1921 nucleotides. RefSeq names its product inositol-tetrakisphosphate 1-kinase 3-like. Gene Ontology annotation, molecular function: inositol-1,3,4-trisphosphate 5-kinase activity; ATP binding; inositol-1,3,4-trisphosphate 6-kinase activity. Gene Ontology annotation, biological process: inositol trisphosphate metabolic process. NCBI's taxonomy places the organism in Eukaryota, Viridiplantae, Streptophyta, Magnoliopsida, Ericales, Ericaceae. The transcript has 10 exons. The record is from RefSeq and is a predicted model, not a curated record. Gene Ontology annotation, cellular component: cytoplasm. Bases 389 to 1441 code for a protein of 350 amino acids.